Molecule: messenger RNA, 3659 nt
Organism: Gaeumannomyces tritici R3-111a-1
Lineage: Eukaryota; Fungi; Ascomycota; Sordariomycetes; Magnaporthales; Magnaporthaceae
Exons: 3
Coding region: 1-3468 (1155 amino acids)
Cellular component (GO): actin cortical patch
Molecular function (GO): phosphatidate phosphatase activity
Source: RefSeq, a predicted model, not a curated record
AUGCUGUCAUCCGCUGCCGUCAAGCCUGCUUCUUUCGAGUUGAGCUCUGCGGCUCUCGAGCGGGCCUCCAUUCUGAACCAAGCUGGCUCCUCUCAAGCCACGCCCCGGCCCCUGGCGCUUCCUACGGUUCAACAAGGAGAGCCCGACAGCAGCGCCACGUCUCCCACGCCCGACGACGGUCGAUUCCCAACGCGCGCCGCGGCGACAACUCCCUCUGCCCUCCGGUACCGCGAGAAGCUCCUCCGCUUCCGACUCGACGUCCUCCCGCUCUACAAGCACCGGCUGCAGUCGCGGCUGUACCGGCUCCUCGUCCGCUGGACCCAGAGGCGCGCCGGCGAGCGGCGGUCUGCCAGCAGCAGGCUACUGGACCUCGCUGGUGGGCGCCGGUGGUGGGCGUCCCGGCAGAAGCGCGAGGAGGAGGAGGCGGAGGCGGCGAGGAGGGCCGCCCUCGCGCGGACCUCGGCCCUCGUCCGGCGCCAGCUGAGGGCGGGGAGGGCUGCGAUUAGGGCUGAGGCGCGCGGCCGAGACGGAAAUAGUGGUGGCGGCAGCGGUGUCGCUGCUUGCGGCUUGCCGAAGGAACAGGACCAGAACCCCAAAUAUUCAGCAGAAGAGCAGGACAGCGAAGAAGUACGACAACUCGCACAAGACCACACGGGCAAGAUGUCGUCGGCGGGAUCAUACUGGGGCUACGGCUACGGCAGCAGCAGGGAUGGGUCCGACGGCUCGACGCGCGAGUCUGGCGCGCGGCGCAAGAAGCUCGCGGCCAUGGCCGGGAGCGUGUACCGGGCGGGCGUGGCGGCGGCGGGCGAGAUGCGCGAGCAGUACAACAACACGCGCUUCCGCAACGUCGACAACUCGAUCGACCCGCAGAUGACCAUCCCGGGCUCGUUCCCCAACGUCGCCAUCGUCACCAAGGGGGACGAGCAGAUGGUGCUGUUCCCGUCGUACGCAAAGAGGCACAUCAGGCAGUUUGACAAGGACGGGAACCGAAUAGGCAGCGGCGGGGGCGGCGCCACCGCCGCCUACCAGCAGCAGGGUCAACAGGGAGGUCACCAGCAGUACCCGACCUCGCAGGCACCAAUGAACGACGAGGAGUACUGGCACAACGAGUGGGCAAAGGUGGAGGACGAGAAGGCGGUCGUCGACGUCGACGUGCGCGGCUGGGUCUACUCGCCGCACAAGGGACCCAUGACGCGGAAGAACAGGAUCCUGAUCGGCCUCGCGCGCCGCAUGAGCGGCAUCCCGCCCCCGACCAUCCAGCCCGACGCCGGGGGCAACGACAACGGCUACGGAGGCCUCCCCCACCACUCCAUGAGCGAGGAGCACGAGGACCUGCGCGAGCAGCAAAAGAUCGCCCGCGAGGCCGAGGAGAUCGAGCGCCGGGGCAGGGGCGAGGAGGAGGUGGCGACGCGCGGCGGGUACAGCGAGGCGCCCAACAGCAGGCGGCUCCUGGACGCCUCCGAGACCAGCAGCCUGAGGGCGCCCAGGAGCGGGGCCGCAACGCCGGCCGUGUCGCCGCCGGGCUCGCCCUCGCUAACGGCGCGGCAGGCGGGCGGCACGGCGGCGGCGGCGGCGGCGGACCUGACCGAGGCGGAGCUCGCGGUGGCCAACGCCAACCUGAUGGCGCGGCUGGGCCCGUUCCUGACGACGCCGCUGGUGCGGCAGCCCGUCACCAUCUUCUUCUACAACGACUCGCAGUCGCAGUCCAAGACGGUGACGACCAACGACGCCGGCCACUUCAGCAUCCGGGCCGCGCUCGAAUUUGUGCCGACCGACAUCCGCGUGCUGGCCAACGAGGACCUGUCGGCCACGGAGCCGGUGCGCGUCGUCGAGCCGCGCGGCGUCAGCCUCAUCAGCGACAUCGACGACACCAUCAAGCGGUCCAACAUCUCGCUCGGCGCGCGCGAGAUCUUCCGCAACACCUUCAUCCGCGACCUGGGCGACAUGGCCGUCCCGGGUGCGCGCGAGUGGUACGGCGCCCUGCACUCCAUGGGCGUCCAGAUCCACUACUGCUCAAACAGCCCCUGGCAGCUCUUCCCCGUCCUGGCCACCUUCUUCCACGGCGCCGGCCUGCCCCCGGGGUCGCUGCACCUCAAGCACUACGCCGGCAUGCUCCAGGGCAUCUUCGAGCCCGUGGCCGAGCGCAAGAAGGGCACGCUCGAGCGCAUCAUGGCCGACUUCCCCGAGCGCAGGUUCCUGCUCGUCGGCGACAGCGGCGAGGCCGACCUCGAGGUCUACACGGACCUCGCCCAGGCCAACCCGGGCCGGAUCCUGGCCAUCUUCAUCCGCGAUGUCACCACCCCGGAGACGCCUCCGCAGCAGCAGCCGCAGCAAGGCUUCUUCGACUCGAACCGCAGGGGCGCCGGCGGCGGUUCGUUUGACGAUCACCUCCUCCUCCGCCCUCCAAGCAGCGGCGGCGGGGUCGCCCGACGGCCCGUCUUCCCCGCCCGGACCGCCAGCGUGCCGCCCAAGACGGAGGCCCCGCUCAUGGGGGACCUGAUCGACCUGUCGGACGAGCCGGAGCCCCUGCCGUCCUCCAACAGCGAGACGCUCAGUCUCGCGGGCCUCGACCUCGGCGGCGCGAGCAAGCCGGCAGCGGCAGCAGCAGCAGCAGCAGCAGGCAAACGCCCGCCCCCGGCGCGGCCCGCCAAACCGGCCUCGCUACGCGGCGUCCCGUCCGACUUGGCGGUCCUGCUCGCCGCCAGCGGCCAGGGCGCGGGAGCGAAUCACGGGGGCCACGUCCUUUCCAAGAAGCCCUCCAACCUCGGAGGUUCCACCGGAGGCGUCCAUCCUCUGACGCAGAUGCAGACACCCUCCUCGUCCUCGGUGCAAACGCAGCCGAUGCCCAGGAGGACGAGGACGGCGGAGAUGUCCGCCGCCUCGACGGGUGGCGACACCAACAACAACAACAACAGCAACAACAGCAACAACAGUUACUCAUCGUCUCCGUCCCCGCCCGCCAACGGCGGCGACGGCAGCAAGCCGGCCCCACCCCCACCCCGGCGACGGGGCACACCAUCGUCGGCCCAAUCGGGCAGCUCCGGGGCGCGCAUGCUGGCCUACAUACAGCAGAAGGAGCAGCAGCAGCAGCAGCAGCAGCAGCAAAACAGGCUCUCAUACACACACAACAGCGACACCGACGUCGACAGGUUCGAGGGCCUCGGCCCCCCCUCGGCCUCUUCCUCCUCGCCCGACCCCGUCUCGCGCGUAUCCACGGGCGGGACCACGAGGACAACGGCCACGGCAACGACGACGACGACGACGACGACGGCGCUCGACAAAAAGGUGGCGCUCUGGCACGGCCGGCUCACGCGGGCGCACGAGGUGCUGGCGCGCGAGGGCGUCGCGCUCUACACGUGGCGGCGCGGCGACGACGUCGUGCUCGAGGCGCAGGGAAUCGUACGCGACGCGCUGCGCGAGAUGGAGAGGAGCGGCGGCGGCGGCGGGAAGGGGAGGGUGGCGAGGUGAGGUGAGGUAAGUUGAAGUGGAGGGUGACAGUAGAGAAAAAACAAGGUGAGGGUUGGCUUCAUGAUACAUGUCGGGUUUGUUAUGAAUGAUUGAUGAUGGAGGAUGGGGGAGUAUGGGUGUUUCAGUCUUGUCCCACCCUAAACACGUCAACAGCUCUUGCUAGACUACCUAGGUAUACUUAUAGACCAAAG